Messenger RNA from Drosophila serrata, 1312 nucleotides. RefSeq names its product inactive CLIP domain-containing serine protease A3. The record is from RefSeq and is a predicted model, not a curated record. Gene Ontology annotation, biological process: proteolysis. NCBI's taxonomy places the organism in Eukaryota, Metazoa, Arthropoda, Insecta, Diptera, Drosophilidae. Gene Ontology annotation, molecular function: serine-type endopeptidase activity.
AUGACUCACUAUCGGUACGUUCGGAUGUGGUGGCUGCCAGUGCUGAUGCAGUGCCUCUGCAUCGGUGCUCAGACCUGGAGCUUUGGUCCUGUACAGUCGGAUACAGGUCAGCAGGCCUCGCAGGAGCCGCAGCCCAGUGACGUGGCAAGUACAGCGAAUCACACGAUACUCACCAGGCAGCUGAUUGUGGGCACCUUGGUGCCGCCCCUAGUGCCACCGGGCACGUGGCCACCGGUACCUUCUAUUGUUAAUCCCGGCACACCCAGCUACUGUCGAUGUGUCCCUCCUGGAUCCUGUGCUAACCCUAUACCUACCGUUCCCAGCGAUGGCAGCGGUCAAAUCGACAUCAGGAUUGUCAAUACAGGAGCGUAUCCCUCAAUUCCAAGCACAAUUGCUCCGCUAACCUGCAGCUACGGGCUGGUGGCCUGCUGCCAGGCAGGAAGCUAUCAGUGUGGCCGGAGAUUCCCACCGCCUCCAGGUUCCGCCACGGCUGGAGCAGGACAGGCCAGCUUCGGAGCAUAUCCCUGGCAGGCGGCACUGCUCACCACGGCGGAUGUCUAUCUUGGCGGAGGAGCACUGAUCACCGCCCAGCAUGUCCUGACGGCCGCCCACAAGGUGUACAAUCUGGCUCUCACCUCCUUCAAGGUUCGUGUGGGAGAAUGGGAUGCCAGUAGCACCAACGAACCGAUUCCUGCCCAGGAUGUGUACGUCUCGAAUGUUUACGUGAAUCCCUCGUUCAAUCCCAACAACCUGCAGAACGAUGUGGCCAUCCUGAAACUAUCGACUCCAGUCUCUCUUACCAGCAAAUCCACGGUGGGCACCGUCUGUCUGCCUACCACUAGCUUUGUGGGUCAGCGCUGUUGGGUGGCCGGCUGGGGUAAGAACGACUUCGGACCCACUGGAGCCUACCAGGCCAUUCAGCGACAGGUGGACGUUCCGCUGAUCCCCAAUGCCAACUGCCAGGCUGCUCUGCAGGCCACACGCCUGGGCGCAUCCUUCGUCCUCAGCCCCACCAGCUUUAUAUGCGCGGGUGGCGAGGCUGGCAAGGAUGCCUGCACAGGAGACGGCGGCUCUCCGUUGGUCUGCACCAACAAUGGGGUUUGGUUUGUGGUGGGACUGGUGGCCUGGGGCAUUGGCUGCGCCCAGGCUGGAGUACCCGGAGUCUAUGUGAAUGUGGGAACCUAUCUGCCCUGGAUUCAGACCACGCUGACCUUGUAAUAAAAGGAUUUAUAGGUUUCGUAGCAAUAAAGUUGAUUUUUUUGUUACAAUAAACAUGUAGAAAGAUAAUACGUAAUAUACGUAUAGAAGAUAA